AUGAAGCUGUGGGCCGUUUCUUCCCUGCCCGUUUACACGGAACAAGGUGCACGAGGCAGGUCGGAGAACAGAUCCAAGUCCUCUUCAGUUUCCGUCACUACUGCAAACCACCGAGUUGCACCAACUUCAUCCAUAACAACAACUCCAACACCCACCACUUUGCCGGUACCGGCUUUCGCUCCUUCAAACAACGGCCACUUGCUACAUUACGAUCCUUCCGACUACAUCCACAACGAGCUUCUGGAGCCAUCCCUCAAUGGCCCGCCGUCAGCAGAGGGCAUUCGACAGCUAAGCAAGCAAAUGAAGAAGGUCUCCCAGAAAGACAAGCAUCUCAGUCACCACACAACCUCAUCAGGUUCCUCCUCGCUACGCUCUUUAACUUCAACCGACUCACCCAGUACCGACGGGGCUUUCAGUCUUUCGAGAAAAUCUUCAGGACGAUCUACGAACAGCCACACCAUGCCGAACAAGGACCGCCCCGAGAGCGUCCAGAUCUUUGGCAAGACGCUCUUUAACCGACGAGGCAGGCUGAAGCGUGAGAGCAGUUCUCAGAAUCUGUAUUCGGCCGAAACGGGCAGUGAUGCCAAUCUGCCGCUCCACCCCACCUCGCAGCCAGCGCCAACGUCAGCCCCUUCAAGGGACUCGUCCAUCCCGGCCUUCUUCAGUCGCCGCCGGACCAUCAAGGCUGAGAAUGCCGAAGACUCUGUAGGCCAGAGGAAGAUUCAGAUCUCUGGGCCGUACAACUUCCAGCAUGUGGCACAUACCAAGAAGGGCAGCAAUGUCGAUGACCUGCACUUCUCCGACUUCUCAUCCGACUCGCUUCCCCUUGCUGAUGUUGAUCUGCCACCCUCGCACCGCCCUCCUUCCAUGUCCGCCAAGCAGACAUCACCUCGACGGCUCAUCAAGCACGCAAAGUCGCAGGAUUCGAUGAGCAUUGCGCCUCCCCGUCCUCCCAGGUCUCCGAUUGAGGAGUCCAUUCCAGUUCCCCCCGUUCCCGGCAUCCCGCCACGAGUGUCCAGCCGCAUUUCCACACCGGCAGAUGGCCUCGACCCAUUCACCUUGGGCCGGCCGCAGACAAGUACCGGAUUCCGUCAGGCCCAACCACUUGCUCUCGACACAGAAAGUCCCACUCCUCCGGUGACAUCCCACGGACACACCCGCAUGACGAGUGUUCCUGACAAUGACCUCAACUGGCCGUUGCCCGCCCCGGCGAAUCCCGCGUUUGAUGCCGUCCCGCUAGCAAAUGUGCUCGAGGAGGACUCUUCCAUCGUGAAGCCAUCCCGCGCUAGCGUCAUCAGCAACUCGUCGCUCCGUGCCAGCCAGUCGGUCCCGAUGCUCCGGGCUUUCUCUCCACGACAGGGCUAUGAUCACCACAACCGUGAACCCAGCGAUAGCUUCAGACCAUGCGCCCUAGCGGACGCCCAGCGAGCGCUAGUGUCCGCCCUAGAUGAGAUCAUCGGAGGCGAUCCUUCGCUUUCGCGGGAGAGCUGGGAGGACGACAUCGAUUACUGCUACGAACACGCCGCCGAGGCGGACUGUGACUACGAAUGGGACCGCCCAUCGCUGGACAUCAGCCGGGACUUUGGAAGCACAGCGCCCAUGGAGUACCCUUACCACCGCAAGAAGCUGUCAUGCGACCCCAGUGCUUCCAUGCUCACUCCGGCCCAGCUGGACAUCCCCUCCCUAAGCCCAGUCAGCCUCAACUCGGCCACUACAGCACACGAAGCCAUCACACCAACAGGAAUGACGGCCGGCCCCCCGCCCACCUUCACCCACAGCCACAAAACCUCCAACUUCUCUCUCCCGCGGAUCGAAGCUCCUAUCCGCUCCGCCUCUUCCGAACGGCUUAAAACCCCCGAGCUGCACGCGCGCAAGCCCUCGGACGCCUCCAGCUUCAAGGAAUCGCACGGCUUUACCCUCUCCCCCUCGCUGCUGAUCCCCACCGAUUUUCAGCGACAGAUGCGCUUGGACUCCCUCGACGAAGUCUCAGGGGCCGGAGCUGAAGGAGACUUCAGCGACUGCCGCGGCGAAUACCCUUUUGCCACCCACACCUUCUGCGAGCCCGGCAUCUCGUCGUUAAAGUACAAUCCGCAUCGUGCCUCUGCUUCGACAACUGCCACGCUCGAGAGCAUCAAUUCGGGCCGACACGUCUCGACGGCUUCCAUCUCGACUGACUUUACAAGGUUGACGCUGAGCACUAAUUCGCUCGUGGAUAUGGAGAACUGCAAUUACGAGUCGCCCAUUUGCGAGUUUCCGAACGGCAACAACCACGUCCGAUCUGAGAGCGUCAGCGCCAAGGGCGCCGCCAUGCCUCCUGUGCCCGAGUUUGAGGAGAUCUCUGACGAGUCCCUCCGCCGGGGCGAGAGUUUUCCUAACCUUGUCGGAUUGGCUCAGGAUAGUGCUGAAGCACCAGUAACAGGCUCGAAGCGAAAGGAUUCGAUGCUGGGGCUGCAGAGGCCAGGCAGAGGCCGCGCAAGGACAACUAGUCUCAGCACGCCACCGCCCCCGAACCAGUUUUCGCUAUUUCCCAAUGUGAAGUUGACGGGACCUCAGAUCUAGUUCCGUUCAGCCAGAAAAGGAGAUAGGACAAUGAUCAAAGCCAAGUUUGGCAAAACAGUCCUUACCAAGCACCAACACUGCCAUCACUACCAUUACUACCAUCAACAUCCCGGCGCACCGAAUUGU
Molecule: messenger RNA, 2685 nt
Organism: Neurospora tetrasperma FGSC 2508
Lineage: Eukaryota; Fungi; Ascomycota; Sordariomycetes; Sordariales; Sordariaceae
Exons: 1
Coding region: 1-2559 (852 amino acids)
Source: RefSeq, a predicted model, not a curated record